ACAUAACCCUGUCUGUAGCGGUUUGAAGAAUCUCCUAUAUUAAAGUCUGGUUUAGCCUUGUUGGAGAAUUAUUGCCUUAUUGCCAACUUCCCUUUCUUGGUGUUGUUAUUUCUUCUUCGGGAAGUAUUGGUGAUUCAGGUAUAAAGGACCUUUAUGAAGUGGUUUAUCUAAAUUCUUUUCAAUUUAGAUUCUCCUAGGAGCCUUUGUUACUAUCAUGGUAUCCUACUAGAAUACCUUUGGGGCAAAGGGAUGAAGAUACCUUUCUGCAAAAGUUCCUCUCUUUUUGGAUGGUUUCAGCAGGUACUGUACUUCAUCUCGUCUUGUUAAGGGUGAUUGCCGCAAAAUGAGUCUUCAGGGGGCUAGUGGUGGGCAUGAAAGAUCAAGAGACAGAAGAAGGUCAAGUGAUAGAUCACGUGAUUCAUCCCAUGAACGUCUUGAAUCCCAGCUCACUCCAUGCAUCAGAAAUGUUACUUCACCAACAAGACAACAUCAAGGAGAACGUGAGAAGGAUCAUAGCUCAUCUCGACCAAGCAGCCCUCGUCCUCAGAAAGCUUCUCCGAAUGGUUCCAGUAGCAGUCUAGUAAACAGUAGAAACAACAGCCUGUCAAGUUCGGAUGGGAGUUGCAAGAAUGCUGGAGAAAUGGUUUUUGUGUAUGAGAAUGCAAAAGAAGGAGCACGGAACAUAAGAAUGUCAGAGAGAGUAACACUUAUAGUGGACAAUACUCGAUUUGUUGUAGAUCCUUCAGUUUUUACUGCACAGCCAAAUACAAUGCUGGGCAGGAUGUUCGGUUCCGGACGGGAACAUAACUUCACACGGCCCAAUGAAAAAGGAGAAUAUGAAGUGGCUGAAGGAAUUGGUUCCACCGUGUUUCGUGCUAUCUUGGAUUAUUACAAGACUGGGAUGAUACGUUGUCCAGAUGGAAUAUCUAUUCCUGAACUACGAGAAGCGUGUGACUAUCUAUGUAUUUCUUUUGAUUAUAGUACUAUCAAAUGUAGAGACCUCAGUGCUCUCAUGCAUGAAUUAUCAAAUGAUGGUGCUCGGAAACAGUUUGAAUUUUACCUUGAAGAAAUGAUACUGCCACUGAUGGUAGCCAGUGCUCAGAGUGGGGAAAGAGAGUGUCAUAUUGUAGUGCUCACUGAUGAUGAUGUUGUUGAUUGGGAUGAAGAAUAUCCACCUCAAAUGGGAGAAGAAUAUUCUCAAAUUAUUUAUAGCACAAAGUUAUAUAGGUUCUUCAAGUAUAUUGAGAACAGAGAUGUGGCCAAAUCAGUACUGAAGGAAAGGGGUCUUAAGAAGAUUCGAUUAGGUAUAGAAGGUUAUCCCACAUACAAAGAAAAAGUUAAGAAGCGACCUGGUGGGAGACCAGAAGUAAUCUAUAAUUAUGUCCAAAGACCUUUCAUAAGGAUGUCAUGGGAGAAGGAAGAAGGGAAAAGUCGCCAUGUUGACUUCCAGUGUGUGAAAAGUAAAUCGAUUACCAACCUAGCAGCAGCUGCAGCAGACAUUCCCCAGGACCAGCUAGUGGUGAUGCACCCCACUCCCCAGGUGGAUGAGCUAGAUAUUCUACCAAUUCAUCCUCAACCCAGCAACAGUGACACAGAUCCUGAAGGACAGAACUUGCCACUCUGAUCCAAACUGUGGGUUAAACAAAAGCAUGCUAUUAUUAAAAAAAAAUUGAAGAUGCUGUAAUGAGCUCAUACUGCACUGCAAUUCCAGCUUCUCUCCAUUGUGUAAUGAACAUAAAAUGUUUCAGGAUAUUGCAGUAUGGACUUCACAAAGACCAAAGUGGGAUCUGAUUAUGGUUUGUAGGAGUACAUAUGUAACAUCAUGAGGUUCAGUUGCAUACCUGCAUUUGUUUCCCAGUAAGUAGCUUUUGUGGUAUUGGUUGUAUGGUGGACUGUUACUAGCCUCAAACUCUUGUCAAAAACAGCAGGAUUUGGAAGCUAUGGUUUCUUCAGUAUUUUGGUACACAGUGAGCAAAAUGAAGACUUAAAAUUGAUAGUGGCACUUUACAAAUGGUGGACAAAAAUAUUCUCAAAGCCAUUUUUAUAGUCUAGGUGCACGUUGUUGAUUCUAACAGUGCUGCUUUCAGAGAUUCUCUAUUCAGCGAAAUGUAAAUAGUUUGUUCUGAAUAGGGGUAAUGGGUUAAUUAAAUUGUUCUCUAAUGAAGAGCACAACAUUCUUGCCACUGGGACAUUUGGGUUGUGAUCCAACAGCCUACUUUUUUCAGAAUUAUCCAGUGAAAUUUUUUUUUCACGUUUUGAUGUGAGCCAUGUUGAAGGGUCAGGAACAACUGAUAUGGGCUUUAUCUUUAAAAAAAUGCCUUAUCUUAAAUAUGUUCACAGAAAUAUUUAUUUACUGAGAGGUUUUUCAUAUGUGUCAUAGAAUAGAAAAAUGCAAAUUGUUCACUCUUCACUUAAUAACGGAUUGUAAACUCAAGUUUUUCAUUCAAAUAAAAUUUCCAUUAUUUUAA
Molecule: messenger RNA, 2468 nt
Organism: Thamnophis sirtalis
Lineage: Eukaryota; Metazoa; Chordata; Lepidosauria; Squamata; Natricidae
Gene: BTBD10
Product: BTB domain containing 10
Biological process (GO): positive regulation of phosphorylation
Cellular component (GO): cytoplasm
Molecular function (GO): protein binding
Source: RefSeq, a predicted model, not a curated record